AACAACCAAGCUUAUCUAAAGCCUUAUUAAGCAUACAAAAUAUAGGCAAACUGCCCAAUCGUCACUUUUAUUCAGCUCUCAACAUGACUCCAAGAUCAUGUUUGACUACGUCGAUCUUUUUCUAUGUUAUUUUCAGUCUGUUUCAUGAUGGGUCUUCAAUUACCACCACUGCUGCCACUAAUGGAAGUAUAACAUUACAGUUCCGGAUGGAGGGAAGGAUAGAUGAAAUUCUAUGGAAGAACAAAGGCAACAAAAUGGUGGAGUGGGACAGCAGCGCUGAAUUUCCCACUGAGUAUUUAACAUUCCAGGGACGGACGAAGUUGGACAUAAUAACUGGCAAAGUAACCAUUACAAAUCUAACCAAAGAUGACAGUGGAGAUUAUGAAGUGGAUGUGCUUAUAGAUGAAACAUUAAGGAAUGAAAUGCACCAUGUUGAAGUAAUUGACCCUGUCACUGAAGUGAAGAUCACCUGUGCGUCGAUAACAAUAUUCUUUGUUCUGUCUCAUAAUGAAGACUAUCGCAUUUUGUUUUCUCUGUUGUCUGUAGAUGCUGUUGGAGGAGCAAAGGUCAUCUGUCAAAGAAGAAGCGCUACUAUGGCAACACUACACUGUGAAGCAGAGGGUGAUUUUCUGAGUUUCAGCUGGUCAGGACCUGGACUACAGACAGAGAUGAGGGGUCAGACUGGACCACAGAUCACUAAGGAAAAGGACCAGGACUCAGUCUACACCUGUGUGGUGAACAACCCAGUUAGCAACAGCAGUGUAGCCUACCAAGCUGCUGAUUGCUUUGCCUCAGAUGCAGGAAAUCUUCAGCUCAUCAUAGGUGUAGCAUGUUCCGCUGCUAUUGGGGUUGCUGCUGCUGCUGCCGGGUUUGGCUAUUGUUGCUACAAGAAGUCAACAGUUCCAGGUCCAGAUCAAGUAACAAACCCAAAAGCAGAGGAGGAAGAUCAAGCCAGUGACCCACUGGACGCUGGGAAUGAAAACAGACCAUUCCUGCCUUCAGAAGGUGAAGAUGAUGCUCAAGGCUCAAGAGAUGAAGGAAAGGCUGCAGAGAACAAAAUAGGUUCAGGCCCAGAUCAAGUACCAAACCCAAAAGCAGAGGAGGAAGCUCAAGCCAGUGACCCAUCACAGUAUGGAUCAGCAGAAAGCAUCAUACAUAUGGCGCGGGAAGAGGAAACGAAGAUGGCAGAGAGUGCAGGUGCUAUCCAGCCUUCAGAUGAUGAGACAGAUUACCAAGAUGCAUCAGAAGAACCUGAAGGUGCUCAAGCAGUCUUCAAACCCAGGUGAAGGUGCAGGCCCAGUAGCCUGGUCCUAACAUACUCUCGUACAUUCAUAAUGUGCAGAGAGUCUGGGUCUGCGGUAUAUUCGCGGGUUUUCUCAAGACAAAAAUGUGCAGAUCCAAUCAGUG
This is a messenger RNA of Sardina pilchardus (European sardine), 1407 nucleotides long. RefSeq lists its product as uncharacterized. The coding region runs from base 84 to 1286 and encodes 400 amino acids. NCBI's taxonomy places the organism in Eukaryota, Metazoa, Chordata, Actinopteri, Clupeiformes, Clupeidae. The transcript has 5 exons. The record is from RefSeq and is a predicted model, not a curated record.